Messenger RNA from Aphanomyces astaci, 945 nucleotides. RefSeq lists its product as hypothetical. The transcript is spliced from 2 exons. Bases 30 to 569 code for a protein of 179 amino acids. The record is from RefSeq and is a predicted model, not a curated record. Lineage: Eukaryota; Oomycota; Saprolegniomycetes; Saprolegniales; Verrucalvaceae.
AUUUCGAGUUCGGAUCUAUCGGUCGUACGAUGAGCGAGCUUGGCCGCCUUGCGAUGAAGAUGAUGGAGCGAUGUGCGCUGGACGAGUCUGCAUCUCCCACGACGAGCAUGAAGGAUGAGUCGAAUGUGAACAACGGCGGCAACAUCGGAUGUCCGUUCCUACUUCAAUUGAUUCAGCCCUUUGAAGAGAUCAUGCCACACAACACGAAGCGAGAGCUGAGUGCUGUGAAUGCGUACUCGAUCAAGCUGGACACGCUUCCGUUCAGCAUCCUCGAGACCGACAUGUUUCGCCGCGCGUUCCCCGACAAACCGAUCUUCCAUGCCAUCCUGGAGCACCUUGACGGCAUGCGAGCCCUUCUCACAAGCAAUACAACCCGCAUCGUCGUUCAGAAUCUUUCCAGCGUGUCCAUCCGAGUUGACGGCGUCGACCAGGAACCAAAGAUACUGUCGUCCGUGGGCUCCGUCGCCGACAUGACGCCCGGCAGCCUCCUCACGCUCUUUCAAUUCCCACCCGAACACGUACGUCCAUGCAUCGCUCUUCAACUCAUGCCUUCUUCUCGUGUUGCAUAGCCAUAUUCCCAUUUCCCUCCGCUGCAGUAUCGACUCGUGCACGUAAACGCUGUCCUCGACCCACGAGACGCCUGGUACGUCCACACGAUCUCCUGCCAGGACCGGCACUGGAGCUCCGCCGACGUCCCUGUGACGCCACCUCGCUACGUCUUGCGCAUGCACCGUGGUAUUUCCAAGCUGACACGAGACGAAGAAACCGCCAUGCACGCGCACAAUCUGCUCUCGAUUCCGUGCGCCCAAGCAGCCACCGUGGUCGGUCGAGAUGCGUGGUCCCAUGCGUUUGGCGCGCGCUUCCACUCGUUCCCUAUCCGGUUCAUGCCGCGCUGCCAGCUGCUGCUUCGUCCCCCCCUGCUGCCCCCCCCCUCCUCCUCCUCCC